AUUAAUGUUGUGCUGUGAUGUUGUGUCUGUGAUAGUGAUGGUGGGUGGGUGUCGUGUAUUUUUAGGUUAAGAACAAUAAAAAUAUGAUUUUGUAAAAUAUAUAACAAAACUCGACCAAAAAUGAAACUUACUUAUCUUAUGGAGUCAACAUUAAUUACAAUACCAGCAAUCUUGUGCACGUUAUUGCUCUGGAGACUUAUUUGCAAUUUGCGGUCAUCUCUACCUUGGAGAGUAAACUGUUGGUUUUGCAACAGUAAUAUUUGGGCGAAAUACAUUGAUCGGAACUGUUGGACGUGCCCAAAAUGCGAUCAGUACAAUGGGUUUACGAAGGACGGUGACUACAACAAAGCGAUUUGUACUACUACGGAACAAGUUUCCAAAAGUCCCAAAUUAUUUCAUAGAACUCCACCCAAAAAUGGUUUGUGCAAGAUGUGUAAUAUUAACCAACAGCUCAAGGUGACACAAUUAGCGAAUUUUGUGCCAAUGAAUGAGAAAAAAUAUGAUGAAGAGAUAAACUCCUACAGAAUGCAGUUGGAAAAGGCAUACAAAUUGUGCAGCCCAUGUAAAAAAACCCUGCAAAAGAAACUUCAUAAGGAAAAAGAGUCAUUGUUAGGAUCAAGAUUAUUAGAAACAAGGGCUUCAGACAAAAGAGAUCAAAGGAUCAAAAAACAAAGUGAAAUAAUGAAGAAUAUAAUCAAUACUACUUCUAGGCUAAUAGCAAUCAUUUUACUAGUUCUCGUGGCAACAGAAUGUCAUGAAAAUGCUUUGAAACACAAGAAUUUAUCCCAUACAAUACACUAUGUAAAAGAAAUUAUUUGGAGCCUUGUGGAAAGAGUUUUUUCUAUCAUAAAAAUGAAGAUGCUACUUACAUUCCCAUCACUAGCGGAUCAACAUAUUGACAUAUAUAACAUAGAUUUAUUUACAAGCUUUAUUGGACCCAAUGAUUUGAUGCAGAAAGCAUUAGGAGGAUUCGUAUGUUUUAUACAGAUUAUUGGACAUUUUUGGAAUAUUAACAAAGCACAAUAUUGUAUAGUAAUUGACUUAUUCUGGUCUGUUUUUGUACUGACGUCAUUAGUACAAGAUUAUGUGACUGCAGACCCACUAAUUAUGAGCUUAUUAAAAUUAUUUAGUACAUUGGCAGUGUUGCAUGUCUAUAGGCAUUUGAAUGACAGGACUGCUAAAUAUGUUACAAGAAAAAAUAAUACGCCAAAGACUUUGAAGAAUUUUGCAAGUGUUACACCUAAGAAACUCAUUGACGAAGAAGAUAAUAUAUCUUUAGAUACAGACGAUGAUGUGUCACUUAGCAAAUUUGGCUUGCACAAUUUCACUGACUCAUCUAACGAAACUGCCAGUUUGAUUAACCAUAGUCUCAUAAAUGGUAGAUCAUUUACCCCCCGCAAUGAAUCUUUAUGGGGCAAACCAAAACUUAAUUCAACCUUUUCAAUAAACUCUGUCACUUCUAGCCCAAAAUCUCUUUCAGAAAGUGUUUUCAUUAAACCUUCAUUCAAUAAUUACCAAAAGAUUGACGAUUCUGAUUCAGAUUUAGAUGAGAGCAUAAGCUCACUAUGUAUAAGCAGUCCAAAAAAGAGGAGCUCGAAAAUUAAUCCUGUCUUUGCAUUACGCAAGUUUACAGCCUCUCCAAAUUUCGUAGUUCCGACUCCCUUGAACAGAUCUAGACCUGUUAUAUCGCCAAGUAAAUUAGGUCACAGUACAUCUUGGGUGGCGGGAGGUUACUGGGGUAAUGACGGUGAGCGUCCCAUGAUAUUUAACGUAAACGGGAGUCGUUCCUCUAGUCAAAGUUCGGGGUUUGAGUCUCAAGCUUCUAGUUUGAACCAACGUAAUGUUUUUUCUCAACCGUCGUCUCGAGAGGAGUCUGACUGCGGGGAGCCAGAUAAGCAUUUAUUGUUUGACAGAUUCCAAAACUGUAAUAUGAAUAAUUAUAAUCAAAAUACACAAGUGUUCGCGCCUAUAAGCUCCCCCGUUUUUCCUCAAAUGCAGUAUAAUAGUCAUGUACAAUUACCUCAGCCAAGAUUAGCUCAGCAAACUUUUGUAUCUCAGAAUGUGUACGCGCAUCAGCAGUUUGCGCCAAACAGUUUGUUCAAAGCCCCUGGUGGGUCUCGACUCAUCAAGUUGCCUCAAGAUAAUUUUAUGUCUCGCUAAGGCUGGAAAGAUACUUAUAACACGCCACUCGAUGCAACGCCCAAGUUGCGUGGUGGUUUAAGCUGUUUAUCCUGUCAUAUGAGAGAGGAUGCCUGUGACCAGCAAAAGAUAUUAAAAAGAUGUAGUAAGGCAUUUAUGAUGAUAGUGAGAUAUCAUCAUAGUACUUAGAUGUAGGUGCCGUGGUGAGAGCUGUGGCCUGAGGGUAUAGGUUUGAUAGGGCCAGUUUUUGGUUUUAUUAUGCCAU
This is a messenger RNA of Pararge aegeria (speckled wood butterfly), 2404 nucleotides long. RefSeq lists its product as uncharacterized. Gene Ontology annotation, cellular component: nuclear membrane. Bases 121 to 2160 code for a protein of 679 amino acids. The transcript is spliced from 5 exons. The record is from RefSeq and is a predicted model, not a curated record. Lineage: Eukaryota; Metazoa; Arthropoda; Insecta; Lepidoptera; Nymphalidae. Gene Ontology annotation, molecular function: lamin binding; actin filament binding. Gene Ontology annotation, biological process: nuclear migration along microtubule.